AUCAAUCACUUGACAGAUGACAUAAGUCUCGGGGGCUGAAUUCCGAAGUCGUCCUUUUGACCGCCUCUGAUCACCAAGAUGACGCCAUACCCCAAGCAGCCUUAGUGCCUCACAUCGAUAAUCAUGUGAUCGAUAUGUGGUCCAGCGCUGAAUGGUCAGACAAUGUCUUGAAUACGGGCGCGUGAUAAUUAUUGUGCUUGGGUAAAAACUGCGAGUUAAGUAGUAAGUUCAGCGCGGUUGACAUGCUGGCGACUCGAUGGGAGUUAAGUCGUUUAUUACUACUUGUUCUUUUCCUACUUUCUCUACCUAUGUUGUAUUAUUUGAAGUGAGACUGGUCGGGGUUGGGCGAUCCCAAAAGGCUUUUUAAUUGUUAGAACACCAUCGCAUCGAAUCAAAUCCCCACCGGCUCGGGUAUCAGGGAACCCAAAAGCCUAGAUUUCACGGCAGUAGCGUGCUUGUCACUGCCAAUGCGAGCACGCCAUCAUGAACUCCUCUGAUUUGACCGAACCCUACGCCAGAAGGGUCAGAUCCUCCUCUCCCACGCACCGAUCUUCAUCCCCCCAUUCUUCUGGUAAUGAUUCGAGGCGCAUGUCUCCCUUAGAUGCGCGAAACAACAAUGUGGCGCCUGACGAGGACCACCUACCACCAUUCAAUGAAAUCACCCCGAUCGUGAGCAACGGCUCUACGAGGCGAAACUAUCAAUCUACGGAGGGGCUGAGGAAUCGAGAUUCCGGGUUCGGAGAAAGUCAGCCAAAGAAUUCUGAUCAACGGCAGACAGGGCAACCCGGCCAGCAAAAUCCGCUGUCCGAAUCAGCAGAAACCCAUGUAUCGUGGUAUAGUCGAAUCGCCGAUAGAUAUGGCAGUCUGGAACUCGAAAAUAAAGGGAGUGUGGCUCGCGACCAUCUGGCAUUAGAGCGAACAUUUCUUGCAUGGCUACGGACAUCAUUGGCGUUUGCUUCUAUCGGGAUCGCCAUAACGCAGCUCUUCCGCUUGAAUAGUUCGAGUGGAAGCACAUCGACCGCUGAAUACUCGUCACAAGCUCUUCCCCCUCUGUUGUCACCCCCGUUCUAUGAUCCAACGGCCAUUAGGGUGACUGCCACAUCCCAGCGGCUUCGGAGUAUCGGUAAACCUCUCGGAACAACGUUCAUUGGUGUUGCUAUUGUUAUCCUGCUGAUCGGAUUCCACCGCUACUUUGAAAGCCAGUACUGGAUCAUAAGAGGAAAGUUCCCUGCUAGUCGUGGCAGUAUAGCGAUAAUCGCGUUUGUAGCCGCUGCUUUGAUCAUAGCAGCCUUAGUUGUCAUAUUGGCCAUCUCACCAGGUGCUGUCGAGGCCUAGUACUUACUAGCAAUGUAGGAGACAUUGCUCCUUUACACACCAAUCCUAUUUGGCAGAUCAAGGUCCCGGAAUUCUCGCUAUUUCAGCACUUUUCUUAGGGGUAAGGAGAAGACCUGUGGACGACUGCUAUGAUUUGUUCCCAGCGUAUGUAACCUGUGGAGGCUGUAUCAUUUAGAUAUUUCUAUAAUGCACAUACAAUGUAACGUGUCUAUGCCUGUGUUGAAUAGUUAGUCGAGUGUUGUAGAGUUGCUUUUAGAGUCGAGUCAAGAGACUAGACUAUAGAUAUCAUUCAUGC
Aspergillus alliaceus is the source of this 1630-nucleotide messenger RNA. RefSeq lists its product as uncharacterized. NCBI's taxonomy places the organism in Eukaryota, Fungi, Ascomycota, Eurotiomycetes, Eurotiales, Aspergillaceae. The coding region runs from base 484 to 1335 and encodes 283 amino acids. The record is from RefSeq and is a predicted model, not a curated record. The transcript has 2 exons.